Molecule: messenger RNA, 2525 nt
Organism: Mya arenaria
Lineage: Eukaryota; Metazoa; Mollusca; Bivalvia; Myida; Myidae
Product: nucleoprotein TPR-like
Exons: 5
Coding region: 501-2408 (635 amino acids)
Source: RefSeq, a predicted model, not a curated record
UUAAAUCUAGAGUAACGGAAUAAACUUAGACUUAAAAUAUAUUCGUGCCAAUAACGAGCUAAACACCAAAUGAUCUAUCUAUUAGAGUCGUUUAUGGUUUACGGUUGGAUUAAGACUUUUGUGAUUAACAAAAACAAUAACCUCCAUAUUAUGAACCAAAAAAGAAUGUUGAGUUUACACAAAUAUGGAUUUAUAAUCGGACAAUGAAAUCAUUAUUAGAACAAAGGAAAGAGCUGAAACUUUCUUCAAGCUUGAAAUAUGAUACCAAAGUAUUGAAAUGGCCUUUGGAGUCUAUUGUUUUAGUGCACAAUCUAUUUGAACAGAAUUGACUUUUAUACUUAAAUCAAAAUUGUUUAUUCAUGUUCAUUACUUUUAUUUUUAACAUUUGCAAAUACAAAAGUGGAUAAAUCGAAGCUCUUCUUCAAGAUAGUGUACCGUAGAGAGUUCAAACGUGUCUUUGGUUGGAUUAUUUAUUCGAUUUUAACGUUUUAGCUUCAUCUAUGUCCGUGACAGGAAGAUCACUUGAUUUGUCAACAAAACCGUCGUCUUGGGAGGUCCUUGAAACCCCUGCACCAUUGAGGGCAAACAAUAGUGGAACUGAAUCGGACGCGACUCAUGUUCAUUCUGAAAGCGAACACAUUUCGUCUGAUGGCAAAAUCGUGAACAUUGGGAAAGAAAAAGAAUCGGAAUCUGUUCAAGAAACAGUUUCCCAGCUGCUUGCAGACAUAAGUGGAAAUGAUGACGAUUGCGGGAAUGACAAAAGCAAGCAUUUUAAUACCGAUUGUAAGGAAACAGCCCAAAGCGCCACUGGUACUGUUGAGAAGAUACGUCUGCAUAAUCUUCAAGAAUCUGUAAGCCAAAAUAUUAUAGACACGGAUAUUUUAAUAACAAAUAGAAAACACAGCCAUACAGAAGUUCCAACAUCAGUGGAAAUUACUCUAAAUACAGAAGGUCUAGAAGACAAUUUGGAGGGAGAGGAAAUACCUGAUAAUCUGAGAUCCCACCGCGAAGAUACGUCUGAAACAAAUAAAACUUCUAACAGUAUAGCAUACUACGUUGCAUCACAGCCACAACUGCAACAUGAAUUCAGUUUAGUUGCACAUGAGUUUGAACAGUAUGCAAGAAAGUCAAGAGCUGGGUCACAUUGUCAAAAAAAGGAACGUGAGUACGAGGGUGUGAAGUCCCCUCAUUUUGAGGAAAACCCGCCUGCUGAACCGUCUCCAGAAAUCAAAGAAACUCCUCCCCCUGCUUAUGAGGAAACGGAACGCCUUGAUACUGAUCAGCGGGCGAAAGCAUCCUUAAAUAUGUCAGACGGUACUCGCAGAUUUGAUUCUUCCAACAGCGACCAUGACAUUCCAGAAAAUUAUUCAGCUCAAGAAUACCAUUCACAUAAUGGUCAGAAAAUUAAUGUGCCUCAGACAAGUACUAAUAACAAGCAACGAACGAAAGGAAAAACAGUGACGAUUAAACCAUCCAACCAACCAAUUCGUCCUAAAACUGAUUCAAAGAUGUAUGCAACGUCAAAGAGCAAGCCAGAACCAAUAUAUAAACGGGAUGUUCAAUCGAGGCCCGAAAUAAGUUAUCUUCCGGAUAUAAAUACUCGACCGGUACCAGUCGGUGGAGAUAGAUCGGACCUCGAGCAAAUUAGAUCACAAAGUGGGAGAAACGAUAGUUAUCGGGAGAGCGAAAUCGGAACUUAUUCAAGGACAAAUGGACAUCCUCAACAACCAAGAGUGGUCGAAAAUGAGUUAUCUGUGGCAAAUAUUCUUCACAUUCUGUCUAAAGAAUUAGGUAAGUUUACUACCGGCAUGGCCGAGAUUCUUUUAGAAAAACUAAAGAUUGAGCAUGAAUCAUUAGCAGAUCAAGUUGGAAAUAGGGUGAAAAAUGAAGCUAUCGGGGAGUUAACGGAAUUAAGGGAACAAAUCAAGAAUUUAAACGAAGAAAACGCAACAUUAAAACAGGAAGUUGUGACUUUGAAAUUAGACUCCAUAAAAGAAAAGGAGCAAAUCAAAAGAGACUUCGAAAAGGACCGUUUAAAACGUUUAAGAGAUUUCGAGGAAAGGAAUGAACGUAUUGAUAUUCUAGAAAAAGAGAAUGCGUCUUUACAAGAGCAGUUAAAAGAAAAAGUAAGGCUCACAAAAAUUGCUGGGAAGAAAGCAAGACUGCUUGAGGAAAAAAAGAAUAAGGCCGAAGAAGAGCAUGAAGUGAAGAUGAAAGAGUUUCAAAAGGAACUUAACAGGGCGAAAGGAGAGUUGCUAGUGUUUCGUUCCAAGCGGCGUGUAAAGUCGAGUUCUACUGAAAAUGAACGUCAAAAGACAAGACUGAUAUCGCAUCACGGUGGUUCGGCUGGUGCCAGACCACAUAUUAGAACACCAAAGAAUAUACCACUUAUUGAAGGGGAUCCGUAACUAUAUUACCUUAUAUGCAUGGGAUGAUUAAAUCUUUAUUCGUAUUACAAAAAAUUACAACCAUGUCAAACGAUAUUCUGUUGUAUGUCAGUUUAAGAAAUAAAACAUUACAGUGUA